Molecule: messenger RNA, 1892 nt
Organism: Carya illinoinensis
Lineage: Eukaryota; Viridiplantae; Streptophyta; Magnoliopsida; Fagales; Juglandaceae
Product: probable transcription factor KAN2
Exons: 5
Coding region: 587-1732 (381 amino acids)
Molecular function (GO): DNA binding; DNA-binding transcription factor activity
Source: RefSeq, a predicted model, not a curated record
CCCCUCAGGUCAAGGGGUUGUCUACACUAGAGAUGCUCUUCUACUUAAGUUGACACAUAAAAAAGUUGGAUUCACAUGAGCCAAUCGAGUAGAUAUCUUGUAUUAUAUUAUGAUAUCCAUGCAUGCAUACACGAUACAUACAUGAGUAUGCAUGUCGGUAUUCGUGUAUAUAUAAUAUCAUGUAAAUAAGGUUUACCGAGGGGGAGAGAGAGAGACUUGUAUCCUCCAAGUCAAGAUCAUAUAGGCCGGUUUGCAUUCCCAUCUAGUAUACAUAGAACUGCAGCUCAUCUUCCGCCUAGCUGAUAAUUAAGUUCGUAUUGCAAAUAUCAGUAUGUUGAUUUCUUGCUAAUAUCUGGUCCCAGCAUGGGGGAGAAAAAAAGAAGACCAAAGGUAGGAAUGAAUGAUUUUCAUCUCCUUCUAGCUUAUGUUGCUACCGGCCGGGUCCUAAUCCCUAGUAUUUUCUCCGAGUGUCCUUUAUCAUUUGUGAGCCUAAUUAAAGCCGCAGUACUCAUGUGUUAGCCUUGCAUCUUCUCGCUCCCUUACUAAGAGGAAUCGAGAAAGGAGAAGCAGCAACAAAGAUCGAUCGAUGGAGGAAAGUGCAGGUGGCUCUGAAUGUUCAAAGAUAAGCCUUUCCAACCGAAAUGAGGAUGGAAGUGACAGCGGGGAGAAUGAUGACGACUGUAAUCCUAGAAAAGGAGCAAGCUCAAGCCACAGCACGGUCGAAGAGAGCGAGAAGAAGCCAUCGGUGCGGCCUUAUGUUAGAUCGAAGAUGCCUAGGCUCCGAUGGACGCCUGAUCUUCAUCUUCGUUUUGUUCAUGCUGUUGAAAAACUUGGUGGACAAGAAAGAGCCACACCAAAGAUGGUUCUUCAGAUGAUGAACAUAAAAGGAUUAAGUAUUGCACAUGUCAAGAGCCAUUUACAGAUGCACAGAAGCAAGAAAGUGGAUGAUUCGAGCCAAGUAUUAGCGGAUCAUAGGCAUCUUGUGGAAAGUGGAGAUCGAAAUAUCUAUAACCUCAGCCAACUUCCCAUGCUUCAAGGAUACAACCCGAGCCACAAUUCCCAUUUCCGUCCAAGAUAUAGAUUUGGAGAUGCUUCUUGGGGUGAUCAUGAAAACUUAUUGGGUUUAACUGCGGGCUGCAGCUCAAUGAGCAAUUCCAGUACUGGAUUCUAUGGCAGUAGUACUGUGGGUGAAAGGAUCUUUGGUAGCAGCUAUAGCAAUUGGACUAAUUGCAGUUUCCCUUCGGGAACUGCUUCCAGUUUCAGCAAACAGUCAGGUUGUAAAAGAACCCAAGAAUUGAAAGAUGGAUUCCAAUCAUUACAUAAAAAUCAAUCCUGGUUGCAGACUCAAACCAGAUUGAAUCCUAGUGAUGAUCUUCACCCGGCCUUAACCCAUCUGCAUGCGGAAGUAAAAGAGCGUACAAGUUUUUGUAAUACCAAUGCUCCUUCAGAUUUCAGCAAGAUUAAUACAACCACUUUUCAAGAUCAGUGGAGUAAGCUGAAAAGCAAGGUCUCGGACUACGACCUCGACUUGGAUCUAUCACUUAGGCUGACAGCUUCGAGUGAUCAUGAGAACCAGAGAAGAAGUUCAGGGCAUCAUAAAGUUGAUAGCAAUCUCUCCCUUUCUUUGUACUCGCAAUCAUCGAGCUCAAAUUUGACCGGUUUGAAGGAAAGACGCGCCCAUGAUGAUAAAGAGCAAGAAAGAAGAGCAAGUACUCUGGAUCUGACUAUAUGAAUUAUGAUGAAAUUCUAAGUGAGAUCUUGAGGUACUUGUCCAAAAUUAAUAAUUAGUCUCCACCACUCAAUUUCCUUUUCAAUUCUUCUAUUUUCCCGGACAUUUGCUAAAUUUGGAUGUCAACAAAUUAAUGUCCCGUAUAAUAUUGAUUUUAACUUAA